Molecule: messenger RNA, 2342 nt
Organism: Cephus cinctus (wheat stem sawfly)
Lineage: Eukaryota; Metazoa; Arthropoda; Insecta; Hymenoptera; Cephidae
Product: gonadotropin-releasing hormone II receptor
Exons: 10
Coding region: 560-1879 (439 amino acids)
Biological process (GO): G protein-coupled receptor signaling pathway
Cellular component (GO): membrane
Molecular function (GO): peptide binding; vasopressin receptor activity
Source: RefSeq, a predicted model, not a curated record
CGGGCACAUCGGGUCCGUACUCCACUGAGAGACCUAGGACGUCGCGUAUAUCCGCCAAUUUCGAUUUUACCUAAAUCCUAUAAAUUUUAAUGCUUCUCAAAAUUUGUGAGUGUCGAAAAUAAGAAGAGAAAUGACAGAAUUAAACGAAUCGGUUGAUCGAUGGGAUUUGACCGUGAAAUAAAUAAUUUUAAAAAGUUCUUGAAAACUUCGACAAAUCGUAUAACGAAACGAUAAAUCGAGGCUCGAUGUUCAACUGAGAGCGGCAAUUCAUCAAAUUCAAAUUACGCCAAUAAACAAUCGUGCAUCUAGACAAUGUAACAAUUGCCAUGUUGAUAAACAAGUGCCGUUGCGAUAACAAAUUUAAACGCGUUAACCUGCUACUCGAUACACGCGACAUACACGUACCUGUUUAAAAACAGCCUUUUUGGGGUAAAGCAUUUAUUUUUCGCAAAAAAUAUAAAAAUUUCAAAAAUGUACAGCGGGGUGUUGUGAGUGAUUAAAACUCGUAAAAAAAAGUGACAACCGUAAAAAAAAGACAUGGCGGGAAAUCAGCGAUAAAAUGUUGGAUAAAUUCAAAAACUCAAAACCACGUCUUUGGAUAAUGAACGAAACCUCAAGAGCAGCGACCGUCGCUCGCACCGACAUGGAGAAUGCCACCCUGCCGCCGGAGAUGACGUUCACAGACCAGUCGCUGACUCUGGUGAUCGCCUAUUGUCUUUGCUUCGUCGUAGCCGCCGUCGGCAACCUGACAGUCUUCGUGACCUUGUUGCGCAGCCGUAACCGUAGGUCACGAAUAUCAUUGAUGAUCUGUCACUUGGCAGUGGCUGAUCUAGUCGUUACUUUCAUCAUGAUACCUCUUGAGGUUAUCUGGCGAAUCACCGUAAGGUGGAUGGCUGGGAAUUUGGCCUGUAAGAUUUUACUAUUCCUUCGGGCCUUCGGGCUUUACUUGUCUAGCAACGUUCUCAUCUGCGUUUCUUUGGACAGAUACUUUGCCGUGCUAUAUCCGCUGCGCGUAAACGAAGCAAGAAGACGUGGGAAUCGGAUGCUGGCUGUAGCCUGGAUUUCCAGUGUUAUUUGCGCGACGCCGCAGAGUUUCAUCUUUCACGUCUCGCCCCAUCCAGAUUAUCCAGAUUUUCAUCAGUGCGUAACAUUUGGAUUUUUCGUAUCGAGAGUCGACGAAAUAAUUUACAAUCUCUUCGGAUUGCUAGCAAUGUACUUCAUACCCCUGACAGUGAUUUGUUGGGUCUACGCGAAGAUCCUGCGAGAAAUCAGCAACAAAAGCCGUGAAAGUAAGCAAGCCAUCACCAAAUCAAGCAGCAACUGUACCCUGAGUAGCUCAGCAAUGAGCGGAAGUGCUGGACGAUUGAAACUGAGAAGAUCAGACAUAUCGAGUAUCGAGAGAGCAAGAAGUCGAACCCUAAAACUGACGAUAACGAUCGUCGCUGUAUUUAUAUUCUGUUGGACGCCAUACGUAGCAAUGUCGCUCUGGUUGAUAUUCGACAGGGACAGUGCGAAUUUAAUAAACGCGCCGAUUCAAGACAUAUUUUUCUUGACCGCAGUAGGAAACUCAUGUGCCAAUCCACUGAUUUACGGAAGUUAUUCCGUAGAAUUUCGCAGGGAAUGUUGCAAGCGCUUUUUUCUCUACGGAUCGUCGCCCAAAGUCGACAUGGAGAUGAAACUAGUACGUCGCAGUACCGUGGGAAGUGGACAGACUCGUAGUACAAUGACGGCCCAAAGCGCAACUAUGGUUCCCGCACAAAUUCCUGAUAGACUCAAUUCCACGACGACCGACGUUCUCGAGAGGACGUCGCGCCAGGAGAUGAAACUGGUCACCAAUCAGCAUUUUUUGCAAGUACCCAGCAUCAGGAUACCGGAGUGAAGAACGCGGUUGGGAAUUUGGAAGAAAAUUGCAAGAGUUUUCGGUUUUUAAAACUUUUGACAGACUUUGGAAAAUUCCAUACCUGUUGUAUGAAAAUGUGGGAUGGAUUUUGAUAAAUAUGGAAAAUGGCUACGCGUAAUAACUACGUGGAAUUGUGCGUAGAUUGUUUUGUAUGAAUUUGAAUAUAAAUUAAGAAUGACUUGGAAAUUUGUUACGUUCUCAUUGUUAUUAUUUAAUCAAUAUUCAUUCGUUCGUUCAAUUGUAUUUCGCGAGAAGUCAACGGAAACGCAUUUUAAUUUCAAAAUGCUAAAGUUGACACGGUUUAUGAUUUCAAAAAUCAUUGUGCGACAGUAAAAUAAAUUUUAAUAUCUCAGUGUUUCGCGUAGAAACUGAGACGCGCCAUUGCGAUAUUAUGUAAAAAGUGUAAUGUAUUGUAUUAUCAAUAAAAAUAUUUUCCGUAAAA